CUUUCGUUCAAACAAGGACUACGUAGAGAGAUGGAGUCCUACGACAAUGUUGUCAAGCCAUGGUGUUCUUGCAUCCUUCUAAGCCUUUUACUCCUCUUCGUGUCUUCACCAUCAUGCUCCGCAGAUCCUGAGACUCAUUAUCACGAGUUUGUUGUUCAAGCAACACCAGUGAAGAGGCUGUGCAAAACCCAUAACACAAUAACGGUUAAUGGACAAUUUCCAGGGCCAACCUUGGAAGUAAGAAAUGGAGACACGCUUGUGAUCAGAGUGAUAAACAGAGCCAGAUACAACGUCACUAUCCACUGGCACGGCGUUCGUCAACUGCGAACAGCCUGGGCGGACGGGCCAGAAUAUGUGACUCAGUGUCCCAUCCAACCUGGAGGGAGUUACACUUACCGGUUCACCAUCCAGGACCAAGAAGGAACAUUGUGGUGGCAUGCUCAUAGUUCAUGGCUCAGAGCCACUGUUUAUGGAGCUCUAAUUAUCUACCCAAGACUGGGUUCUUCCUAUCCAUUCACUAAGCCCAAACGAGAAACACCUGUUCUCCUUGGGGAAUGGUGGGAUGACAAUCCCAUUGAUGUCAUCAGGCGGGCAACACGAACGGGAGCCGCUCCUAACGUGUCUGAUGCAUAUACCAUCAACGGCCAACCCGGUGAUCUCUAUAACUGCUCCAGCCAAGACACUGUUAUAAUUCCGGUGGACUCCGGUGAGACCAACCUCCUCAGGGUGAUCAAUGCUGCGCUAAACCAAGAACUCUUCUUGGCUAUCGGCAACCACCAGUUGACGGUUGUUGCUGCGGACGCAUCCUAUAAAAAGCCCUUCACAACAUCUGUUCUAAUGUUGGGUCCAGGGCAGACCACUGACGUCCUUAUAACAGCUAAUCAACCACCGGGCAGAUACUACAUAGCCGCUCGGGCUUAUCAGAGUGCUCAGGGCGCAGCAUUCGAUAACACCACUACCACUGCCAUCCUUGAAUACAAGUCCGCCCCCUGCCCAAAGAAGGGGCUCACCCUCCAACCCGUCUUCCCAUCCUUACCUGCUUACAAUGACACUACCACCGCCACCGCCUUUGCAGCCAAAUUCAGAAGCCCCUCUAAGGUUGACAUCCCCACCGACAUUGAUGAAAACCUCUUCUUCACGGUGGGUCUAGGCCUCUUUAACUGUCCACCCGGUUUCAGUCAGAGCCGAUGUCAAGGUCCAAACGGAACCCGCUUCACCGCUAGCAUGAACAAUGUCUCCCUUGUGCUCCCAUCCAGCUUCUCCAUAUUGCAAGCCUACCAGCAAGGCGUUCCUGGAGUUUACACCACAGACUUCCCACCAGUCCCACCAGUGCAGUUCGACUAUACCGGUAAUGUCAGCCGAGCCCUCUGGCAACCUAUUUCAGGGACCAAGCUCUACAAGUUGAAGUACGGCUCAAAGGUGCAACUAGUAUUACAGGACACGAGUAUCGUCACCGCCGAGAACCACCCAAUUCAUAUUCAUGGUUAUGAUUUCUACAUCAUUGCAGAGGGCUUUGGGAAUUUCAAUCCUCAAACAGAUACAGCUAAAUUCAAUCUUGUUGAUCCACCAAUGAGGAACACUGUUGCAGUACCGGUGAAUGGAUGGGCAGUGAUUCGCUUUGUUGCUGAUAACCCAGGAGUUUGGCUGAUGCACUGUCACUUGGACGUUCACAUAACCUGGGGAUUAGCUAUGGCCUUCCUGGUGGAGAAUGGGGAAGGGGAACUGCAGUCUCUACAGUCUCCUCCAGCUGAUCUGCCCCCUUGUUAAUAUCUUCAAUUGCAAACAAUAGCCAAAUCCAAAUGCUGCCUGAGACAGAAUUGUUAUCUGUCAGAGAGCAGGGUUUUCUGGUCCUUCAAUCGGUUUGUCUGUUGUUGUACGUAUUGUAUACCCGCAUUUGGGACAAUGUUCUUGUUGUUAUGUGUUCUUUCUCAUCCACUCUCCCUAUUUAGUAGCUAGGCUGGGCUCAAAGAAUUAGUGUCAAUUUUCUCGCAUUGCGCAGACCCUCUGGAUAUCCAGCUUCUUCUUUGUUUCUAGCCACAUCAUUUUUCAGACCUUGUGUGAGAGAUGAAUGUAAAAUUUGAAAUAUCCUAGUUAUUAU
Nelumbo nucifera (sacred lotus) is the source of this 2098-nucleotide messenger RNA. Its product is annotated as laccase-12. NCBI's taxonomy places the organism in Eukaryota, Viridiplantae, Streptophyta, Magnoliopsida, Proteales, Nelumbonaceae. Gene Ontology annotation, molecular function: copper ion binding; hydroquinone:oxygen oxidoreductase activity. Gene Ontology annotation, biological process: lignin catabolic process. Gene Ontology annotation, cellular component: apoplast. The record is from RefSeq and is a predicted model, not a curated record.